CGUAACUUCUUAAGGGGUUGGACCAUUCCAGAACGCUUCCUUAUAAGGGUCACUGAUCAUGUUCCCCAAUUUUCAUUCUUCACCUGCAAAAUCAUAGAGCGGCUUGGAAUUUUUCUACAAAGAAGAGAAUCACUUUAAAGUCUGAUGGGGUCUCCAUCAUUCCAAUAGAUCAAAGUUCAAAUUCAUAACAUAUUGUUCAGCAAACAAAAGAGCCACUUCCAAAAUCCCCUUCACUAUCUGUUUUUCCGAUUUCAAGCCUUGUAGGGUGAGUUCUUAAAUUUUCUGCAGAUUUCUUAUAUGGGUCUUGAGUUCAUAAAUAUUAUGUAUGUUCAAGUGGAUCUUGUUCCCAGAUAUGUAAUUCUUCAGUAUAAUGUAUAUUUCUGGUUCUGUUUUUCCUCUGAAGGAACUGAUAUUAUGCUCGAGUAACUGGGGUUUUCCUAUUUUGAUUCCCAUGCUUGUGACAUCUGUCCUUAGAAAUUCUGCUAUGCUCUCAGGUUAAGAAAAUGACAUCAAAAAGACCUUUUUUCUUAUUGAUUAAUGGCUUUAUAAAGAGGCAAUAUUAUCUGUCUAGGAAAGGUUUUCUUGACAGAUUUUGAGGUUCAUUUAGGGUGCUUUUGAGCCAUAUAAUUAGUUAUACAUAGCUUUGCAGUGAUCUUCUAAUCAAAUUUGUUGUUGCUUCUUUUGAUCAGCUUCAGGUCCUUUUAGUACUAAAUUAUUUCAUGAAAGAUCACUAGUAGAGUAGUUUAUCUGUGCUCCUGGCUGGAGCUUCCCCUUCGUUCAUACUUUUGUUUUCUACUUAAAAAUCUGUCAUUUCAUUUGACAAAGUAGAGAAAAUGGUGAGGAUACCCAGCAUUGGUAUUGAGCAGAAGCAGCCUAGCUUCUUCAAGAUUACUCUACCUGGCCGCAGCAACGAGCAUGUGAGGAUUCCACCGAGAUUCGUUCGAGAGCACAUUGUGAACGGACUUACUAAGCAGGCGAAAUUAAGAUUGAAGCGCUCCUCAGAGUAUUCAUGGAAUAUUAAAGUGAAAAGAUCCAGAGAAGAUGUGUAUUUGAAAGAUGGAUGGCUUGAGUUUCGGAGAGCCGCCCGCUUGGAUGAUAAAGAGUUUUUAGUGUUCAUAUGCACUGGAAAAAUGCAUUUCAGCAUAAAGGUUUUCGACAAGAAUGGGUGUGAGAGAAUGGAUUUCCCUGACUUCAGCAGACACCAAAACACAACCUCAUGUAAGAGUACUAAAAGGCCUCGUGGGAGACCAAGAAAAUCUAUUCCAGCUGAUAUGUUGAAAGAGGUUAAACAGGAGGAAGAAGAUUACAUUAACAAUACAGAAAAAUUCACUUCCAAGAGUACUGAAAUGCUUACUGAGAGUUGUAAGAGGUCUACUGUCAGACAAAAAGAAACAACUUCUGAAAAAAUUAAGAGGUCUUGUGGUAAACCAAGAAAAUACCCGGCUACUGGCAAGCACAUUUCAAAAUCUGAACUUGAUGUCCUCGAAGAGGUUAAAGAAGAGGAAUAUGACAACCAUGAAUCUGGGGAGCUGUUGAAACCCAAAUUGCAAUAUUUUACAAGCAAGAUCCAGAGACUAACUCAAGUGUAUGUGGGCAAACCAUUCUAUGAGGAAAAUCUUUCAUCACGAAAUUAUGACAAUGUUAUGCUGAAAAAUUCAGAGGGAACAGAAUGGUUCAAAGUGACGCUUUCAAGUUACCGUGACACAGCCUUCAUGACUAAAGGGUGGCAUGCUUUUGCAGAUGCUAACCAAGUCAAGGUGGGAAGCUGCCAAUUUCAGAUUCAAAAAGAGAACAGAAUUGUUGUUCACAUAUUGAACAACUGAACCUGUCAAGCAACUGUAAGAUCAGUUUCAGCCAGCUAGUGAUCUUUACGAUAUUGUAGACCAGACAUAUGGCACUCGACUACUUUAGCUUAUGGAAACAUUACAUUUCGUAUAGUAUUGUAUUAAAUAUGUCUUCUGGAUAUAUGUAUUUAGUGCAUGUACGUGGUAUUAUGAAACUUCCAAUUCCUACAUUAUGCUACAAUGUUGUGAGUGUGUGUUGUUAAUCUAUAAGU
Argentina anserina (silverweed cinquefoil) is the source of this 2056-nucleotide messenger RNA. RefSeq names its product B3 domain-containing protein REM23-like. The record is from RefSeq and is a predicted model, not a curated record. Lineage: Eukaryota; Viridiplantae; Streptophyta; Magnoliopsida; Rosales; Rosaceae. Gene Ontology annotation, molecular function: DNA binding.